Molecule: messenger RNA, 518 nt
Organism: Amphimedon queenslandica
Lineage: Eukaryota; Metazoa; Porifera; Demospongiae; Haplosclerida; Niphatidae
Product: serine/arginine-rich splicing factor 11-like
Exons: 3
Coding region: 49-483 (144 amino acids)
Cellular component (GO): nucleoplasm
Molecular function (GO): RNA binding
Source: RefSeq, a predicted model, not a curated record
AGUCUGCGCAUAAACGGAGGCGGGUAAGGAACGUGGAGAAAAGACAAGAUGGCGAUUUGCACCAUCCAAGUAACAAACAUAUGUCCCAAAGCAACCGUCAGGCAAAUGAAAGAGCUCUUCAGUUAUUUGGGAGACAUUGAUGAGCUUAGACUCUUUCCAGAAGAUGAGAAUAAGCCAGAGAUUCCUUCUAAAGUUUGUUUCGUGACAUAUAAAGAGAGAGAGAGUGUGGAGACAGCCCUUCAUCUCAGCAAUACUGUAUUCAUUGAUAGAGCACUGGUCGUAGCUCAAUCGAGAUUCGAAAUUAUUCCAGAAGAGCCGGUUGCUAUGUCGUUAGCAGCACCAGCUGUAGCAGUAGCUUUCAUUGAUAAGUCACUACUGAUAGGUAGUGGUGUUAAUUCUGGUCCUCUGUUACCCACUCCACAGACCAGUCUACUGGGAACACCACAAAUGGUAUUUAUUGAGUUCAUUAAUAGUGAUUUAUGAUUCUCCUUUGAUACGUAUACAUGUUUUUAUGUUGU